Molecule: messenger RNA, 2200 nt
Organism: Sardina pilchardus (European sardine)
Lineage: Eukaryota; Metazoa; Chordata; Actinopteri; Clupeiformes; Clupeidae
Gene: prss23
Product: serine protease 23
Exons: 2
Coding region: 343-1527 (394 amino acids)
Biological process (GO): proteolysis
Molecular function (GO): serine-type endopeptidase activity
Source: RefSeq, a predicted model, not a curated record
UAGUUGACUAUCCGCUCCAGCAGAAGCGGUCCCACAAUACUUUUAGUUGCCUGUCUCUCAUGGGACGGAGGAACUGUACUAUCCCAUACUCGGAAAAUACGCUCCUUUGACAUUUCUACCAUUCGAGGAACUAGGACAGACAACUUUGAAGAGUGAUCGAACCGUCGUCGAUCUAAAUAUUAUUUCAGUCGAAUCUUGGGGAGAUCAGCUGGACCUGUCAAAAUCUCUGGCGAGAUGAGACUUCACUUGAGAAUUAACAUACCCGGUGUUCACGAGGAAGAGGAGCAUGACUGAAAUUUGAACGUAUAUCGAUUCUCUUAUCAGGACAGCCUACGAACAGCCAUGGCCCUUGAUCACACGCCGAUGUCUUCCCGUCCCUGCUGCUCCCUCCUGCUCGUCUGUCUGCUGCUGCUGCCCCUGUCCUGGGUGUCCUGUGUCCUGCCCCACCAGCCUGCGCCCCCCCACAUCCCCUCCCUGGUGGCACACACCCCGCUGCCCCUGGUGCGCUCCCGCUUCAGUGCCCAGGCCCAGCUGGACUUCACCACGCACUGCAACGCCAGCUGCUUCCACCGGGGCGAGCAGGCCAGGCGGGAGGAGCUGGCCGAGCAGCUGGCCUUCGAGACGCUCUACUCCAACGGCUCGCGCACCCUCACCGCCGUGGACCUGGACGAGGACGAGGAGGCCGACUGGAAGCCCGAGCCCGCCGUCCCCUUCUCGGCCACCGGGAGGCGUCGGGGUUCCGCCGGGCGCCGCCGGCGGCGGCAGAAGCGGCAGAUCUACGGGGCGGACGGGCGCUUCAACAUCCGCGGCGACCACUUCCUGUUGGAUUACCCGUUCUCCACGGCCGUGCGCAUCUCCACCGGGUGCACGGGGGUCCUGGUGUCCCAGCGCCACGUGCUCACCGCCGCCCACUGCGUGCACGACGGCAAGGAUUACGUCAAGGGCGCGCGCAAGCUCCGCGUGGGCUUCCUGAUCCCGCCCUCCUCCCUGGUCAACGUCACGCUGCCCAGCGCGCCCUCCAAGAAGCCCCUGGUGCGCUGGGUGCGCGUCAAGCGGACGCGCGUGCCCAAAGGGUGGAUCCAGGGGCCCCAGGAGGUCAGCAUGGACUACGACUACGCCCUGCUGGAGCUGCGCUGGCCCCACCGCCGGCCCUUCAUGCGGAUGGCCGUGGCCCCCUCGGCCCAAGACCUGGCCGGCAAGCGGAUCCACUUCUCGGGCUUCGACAGCGACCGGCCGGGCGAGCUGGUGUACCGCUUCUGCCCGGUGGAGGACGAGUCCAACGACCUGAUCUACCAGCACUGCGACGCGCGGCCGGGGGCCAGCGGAUCCGGGGUGUACGGACGCGUGUGGGACAACGGCCUGGAGCGCUGGGAGAGGAAGGUCAUCGGCAUCUUCUCUGGACACCAGUGGUUGGAGAUCGACGGGGAGAACCGGGAUUAUAAUGUGGCGGUGCGCUUCACCCCCCUCAAGUUUGCGCAGAUCUGCUAUUGGGUUCACGGGAACCAGGUGGAUUGCAGUAGAGACUGAUGGGGGACAGGAUUGGUGACGACAAAGGACAGAAAAUAGCCGUGCUUGUUGUGUUUUGUGUUUUCAGCCCAUCUGCAGUGAGUUUUAAGGUUUAAUGCGGUUUAAUGUGAUCCAUGUUAGUCUUUGGAGAACACUAUUAUCCCCUAAACUAUUUUUCUACACUUUAUUUUAAUCCAAAUUGGAUCUGAGAAUUUGACCCACGAUACCCUUGUGCCUGAUCAGGACUUUAUACUCUUUUGGUGCCCUUGCUGCAAUUCAGAAGAUUAAUGUAACAGUUUGUUUACAUUUCAUGAUGGGAUAAACUCAUUUUGAUCUUUCAAUUAAAUAUGCCCACAAUAUUGUUCUAAAACCACUGACAUUUGUGGGAAGGAAAUCUCCCACCCAUAUCAGAAUCUAUGAUGUUUUGAUGUAGAUUUUACUCACUCUGUGUUUUGAGCUACACCUGUCAUUUUGAUAUUCUGUUUCUUCUAUCUGACUCUGACUCAAUGACAUUUCACACUUCUUAUUUCAAAUUAUAAUGGUUCAUAUUCAAUUCAGCAAAUAUAGUUGCAGAGGUAUUAUGUGUGACUGCUUAAAAUGGAUAGCUUCAAAGGGCCUGGUUUUGGGGACACUUGAUGUUGGGUAUAAAAUUAUUUAAAAUGCUUCUAUUUUAAUUAAAGAUGUCUAUCUGAAA